Danio aesculapii is the source of this 1388-nucleotide messenger RNA. RefSeq names its product solute carrier family 25 member 28 (gene slc25a28). The transcript has 4 exons. Lineage: Eukaryota; Metazoa; Chordata; Actinopteri; Cypriniformes; Danionidae. Gene Ontology annotation, molecular function: ferrous iron transmembrane transporter activity. Gene Ontology annotation, biological process: iron import into the mitochondrion. The coding region runs from base 131 to 1321 and encodes 396 amino acids. The record is from RefSeq and is a predicted model, not a curated record. Gene Ontology annotation, cellular component: mitochondrial membrane.
GUGUUCCUCGCGGCCUGUUUCUGUCGGUCACCUCCUGCUGCGCAGUUCUCGCCGAGCGGGACGCGUCCUCUUCCCGGUACUCAGGCGGGAGAGGCCCGAGCUGAACGCGUAAACAUCGGGCGUGGGACGCAUGAUUUUAAAGGACCGGGUGCUGCAAAUGGAAGCGGAUGGUUUUGUGCGCAGGCGGCGGAUGACAGCGGACACGUCGAGUGGAGACGCCGCGGUGGCAGGAGCUUCCGCGGGCGCGGAGAUACACUGGUUCGGCGGAAGGUUCUGGGGGGUUUCGGAAAGUCUCGUCGGCACUUUGACACCUCGGAUAUCAGGAGAAACUGAGCUUCAUGUUGGACAUUUCUAUGGCUCCCAGGAGGCCAGCGAUUUAUCGGAACCGGACUAUGAGGGUUUGCCUCAGGGCGCCUCCACUAGCACACACAUGCUGGCAGGCGCAGUGGCAGGAAUCAUGGAGCACUGCCUGAUGUUCCCCAUUGAUUGUGUAAAGACACGCAUGCAGAGCCUUCAGCCAGAGCCAGCUGCCCGCUACCGGAACGUCAUGGAUGCUUUGUGGCGAAUCAUGAGGACAGAAGGGAUCUGGCGGCCAAUCAGAGGCCUAAAUAUCACAGCCGUAGGGGCGGGGCCUGCCCACGCACUUUACUUUGCCUGUUACGAAAGAUUGAAAAAGGUCCUCAGUGACAUCAUCCAUCCUGGAGCAAACAGUCAUUUGGCCAACGGGGCUGCUGGAUGUGUCGCCACAUUGCUUCAUGACGCUGCCAUGAAUCCAACUGAAGUGGUGAAGCAGCGGAUGCAGAUGUAUAACUCGCCAUACCGCAGCGUCCUGGACUGUAUGCGCUGUGUAUGGCAGAGGGAGGGAGCGUUGGCCUUUUACCGCAGUUACACCACGCAGCUUACCAUGAACGUGCCGUUUCAGGCAUUGCACUUCAUGACCUACGAGUACCUGCAAGAGCUGCUCAACCCCCAAAGACAUUACAACCCCUCGUCCCAUAUGGUGUCAGGCGCACUGGCGGGCGCCAUCGCCGCUGCCGCCACCACGCCGCUGGACGUUUGCAAGACGCUGCUGAACACGCAGGAGUCUCUGGCUGUCGACUCCGUCAGCCGGAGCGGGAGACACAUCACGGGCCUCGGCCAUGCCUUCCGGACUGUCUACAGGCUUGGCGGGCUUCCUGCGUACUUUAAAGGUGUUCAGGCUAGGGUUAUUUACCAGAUGCCCUCCACCGCCAUCAGCUGGUCUGUCUAUGAGUUUUUCAAAUACAUGAUCACCAAACACCAGCACGAGAAGCGCAGGAUUCAGAGGGAUGCUGAAAAGUAGGCGCCCUCAGCUGUUUUUGUUGUUGCAAGCACUCAAGGACAGAAUGAAUAAAUGAUACGCACAUAUA